Messenger RNA from Amborella trichopoda, 2179 nucleotides. RefSeq names its product Apoptosis inhibitory protein 5 (API5). Gene Ontology annotation, biological process: regulation of programmed cell death. NCBI's taxonomy places the organism in Eukaryota, Viridiplantae, Streptophyta, Magnoliopsida, Amborellales, Amborellaceae. Gene Ontology annotation, molecular function: mRNA binding. Gene Ontology annotation, cellular component: nucleus. The record is from RefSeq and is a predicted model, not a curated record.
ACUCAGUGAUACCGCCUCAGUUCAGUGCAGGAGAGCGGCCCGCCCCGGAUUUUGAAUCUUUUAUCAUUAAUUUCGGCUUCUGAGUUCUUAUUCUCUCUCUCUAUUUCCGGGUCCGAGUUUUUAUUUUGUCAACACUCCAAUCCUUUUUGACUCUUUUACGUAAGUUCCAAGUCUCUUCUCAGUCUGAUCGAACUUGGGUUUAUCAAGUCGCGACCCCUUUUACUUUAGACGGGUGGGUUCGCCCUCUGAAACUCAAAAAAUCGGAAGCCCUAAGUUUGUUUCUUCGCUCUUCUCUCUCUUUCUUUAUACCAGGUUUGGAUACGAUUCUUUCCUGUAUCUCUCCUCUCUCUGAUUUGGAAGAGGUCCGCGGGCUCCGCCUUGGUCCGCCAUUAAUGGCUGCGACCGAGGACGCUAGCGAGAUUGAGAAGCUCUACGAGUAUGGCGAGCGCCUCAACGAGGCUAAGGAUAAAUCCAAGCAUGCAAGCGAUUACCAAGGCAUAAUCGAGGCAGCAAAGGGGAGUCUGAAGGCAAAGCAAUUGGCUGCUCAGCUCAUCCCAAGGUUCUUCAAGUACUUCCCCGACUUAGCACACGACGCUGCUAAUGCUCAUUUCGAUUUGUGCGAGGAAGAAGAAGAGCUUGGAAUCAGGAUACAGGCAAUUCGUGGUCUUCCGCUUCUUUGUAGGGAUUGUCCGAACUAUGUUCCUAAGAUAGUUGAUGUUUUAGGACAACUUCUUCUUACUGAGGAAAAUCUCGAGCGUGAUGCUGUUCACAAAGCCCUGAUGUCCUUUUUAAAGCAGCACACCAAAGAAUCGUUAACAGCAUUAUUUGCACAUAUUGUGAGUAAUGAAGAACAAUUACGUGAGAAGGUUCUCAAUUUUAUCAAGGACAAGGUGUUUCCCCUCAAAUCUGAGCUAUUGAAGCCUCAGGAAGAGAUGGAGAGACAUAUUACUGAUUUAGUUAAGAAAAGUUUGCAAGAUGUAACUGGCGACGAGUUUGGAAUGUUUAUGGAUUUCUUAAAGAGUUUGAGCAUAUUUGGGGAGAAGGCUGGUCCAGAAAGUGUUCAAGAGCUAAUUGAGAUUGUUGAAGGGCAAGCUGAUCUAGAUGCACAAUUUGAUGUGUCAGAUAUUGAUCAUGUCGAGAGGUUGAUGGCAUGUCUGAACAUGGCUCUUCCCUUUUUCAUGCGGGGUGCAUCCAAUAGCAAAUUUCUGAACUACUUGAACAAACAUAUUCUGCCUGUUUUUGACAAGCUUCCUAAAGAACGACAAUAUGAUCUGCUGAAGAACCUCUCCGAAAGCUCACCCUAUACAACGCCACAGGACUCACGCAAUCUUCUCCCAUCUGUUCUUAAUUUGCUUAAGAUAUAUAUGCCUCGCAGAAAAUCUGCUGAAGAGACAAACUUGGCUUAUGUUGAGUGCUUGCUAUACACCUUCCACCAUUUGGCCCACAAGACACCAAAUUCAACAAACAGUCUUUGUGGAUACAAGAUAGUUACGGGGCAGCCAUCUGAUAGACUUGGGGAAGAUUUUUCAGAAAACCACAAGGACUUCAUUGAGAGAUUGAAUUAUCUUGAAGAGCAAGUUAAGGCUACUAUGAAGAAAUCAACCCAAGGGAUGGCUGAACACAACAAAGCCAUGGCUGCUGCCAAGACCGAAGAUGCGAAAGCUGCUGUUAAAUUGAAGAAACAGAAAACUACAACAGAGUUAAGAACCUGCAAUAAUAUUUUGGCAAUGGCACAGCCUUUGCACUCCAAAGUUCCAGCUUUCAUCGGAGAUAAGAAAAUCAACCUUUCAUGGAAAGAAGCUAUAAAAACAACCACUGCUCCCGCAUCUGGGGGCAAAAGAACAGCAGCCACAGCCAUUAAUGGUUCUCCAGGUGCGGGUGGGAAUCCAAACAAGAAAGGGCGUGGUGAUGGGCGAGUGCAGAAUCAGCUUAUGAACAGGGCAUUGUCUGGCUUAACUCAUGGCGGUGGCCGAGGUGUUGGUAGCGCUGGCAGGGGAAGGUGGUAUGGUGGUAGAGGUCGAGGAAGGGGCUACAUUUAGCAUCUCCCACCCUUUCAUAGGACUGUAUUGUACACUUGCAUUUACCCAGUAGGCCUGUAUUUGCUGGCCUGCUUCAUGGCCUAAUACCGUUAUAUAUAUAUAUAUAUAUAUAUAUAUAUAUAUAUAUAUAGAGAGAGAGA